Closterium sp. Naga37s-1 is the source of this 8418-nucleotide messenger RNA. Lineage: Eukaryota; Viridiplantae; Streptophyta; Zygnematophyceae; Desmidiales; Closteriaceae. The record is from the annotation of a GenBank genome assembly.
AUGCUGCCCCUAAGGCACCGUGCAGAGCGCCAUGAUGCUGAGGCCGGGAGGAGGAGGCAACACCAAGGAGGAGGAGGCGACACCAGGGGAGAGGAGUCAAAACCAAGGAGGAGGAGGCGACACCAGGGGAGAGGAGUCAAAACCAAGGAGGAGGAGGCGACACCAGGGGAGAGGAGUCAAAACCAAGGAGGAGGAGGCAACACCAGGGGAGAGGAGUCAAAACCAAGGAGGAGGAGGCGACACCAGGGGAGAGGAGUCAAAAACAAGGAGGAGGAGGCGACACCCCCGUCGGGAGGAGUCAAAACCAAGGAGGAGGAGGCGACACCAGGGGAGAGGAGUCAAAACCAAGGAGGAGGCGACACCAGGGGAGAGGAGUCAAAAACAAGGAGGAGGAGGCGACACCAGGGGAGAGGAGUCAAAACCAAGGAGGAGGAGGCGACACCAGGGGAGAGGAGUCAAAACCAAGGAGGAGGAGGCGACACCAGGGGAGAGGAGUCAAAACCAAGGAGGAGGAGGCGACACCAGGGGAGAGGAGUCAAAACCAAGGAGGAGGAGGCGACACCAGGGGAGAGGAGUCAAAACCAAGGAGGAGGAGGCGACACCAGGGGAGAGGAGUCAAAACCAAGGAGGAGGAGGCGACACCAGGGGAGAGGAGUCAAAACCAAGGAGGAGGAGGCGACACCAGGGGAGAGGAGUCAAAACCAAGGAGGAGGAGGCGACACCAGGGGAGAGGAGUCAAAACCAAGGAGGAGGAGGCGACACCAGGGGAGAGGAGUCAAAACCAAGGAGGAGGAGGCGACACCAGGGGAGAGGAGUCAAAACCAAGGAGGAGGAGGCGACACCAGGGGAGAGGAGUCAAAGCCAAGGAGGAGGAGGCGACACCAGGGGAGAGGAGUCAAAACCAAGGAGGAGGAGGCGACACCAGGGGAGAGGAGUCAAAACCAAGGAGGAGGAGGCGACACCAGGGGAGAGGAGUCAAAACCAAGGAGGAGGAGGCGACACCAGGGGAGAGGAGUCAAAACCAAGGAGGAGGAGGCGACACCAGGGGAGAGGAGUCAAAACCAAGGAGGAGGAGGCGACACCAGGGGAGAGGAGUCAAAGCCAAGGAGGAGGAGGCGACACCAGGGGAGAGGAGUCAAAACCAAGGAGGAGGAGGCGACACCAGGGGAGAGGAGUCAAAACCAAGGAGGAGGAGGCGACACCAGGGGAGAGGAGUCAAAACCAAGGAGGAGGAGGCGACACCAGGGGAGAGGAGUCAAAACCAAGGAGGAGGAGGCGACACCAGGGGAGAAGAGUCAAAACCAAGGAGGAGGAGGCGACACCAGGGGAGAGGAGUCAAAACCAAGGAGGAGGCGACACCAGGGGAGAGGAGUCAAAACCAAGGAGGAGGAGGCGACUCCAGGGGAGAGGAGUCAAAACAAGGGAGGAGGAGGCGACACCAGGGGAGAGGAGUCAAAACCAAGGAGGAGGAGGCGACACCAGGGGAGAGGAGUCAAAACCAAGGAGGAGGAGGCGACACCAGGGGAGAGGAGUCAAAACCAAGGAGGAAGAGGCGACACCAGGGGAGAGGAGUCAAAACCAAGGAGGAGGAGGCGACACCAGGGGAGAGGAGUCAAAACCAAGGAGGAGGAGGCGACACCAGGGAAGAGGAGUCAAAACCAAGGAGGAGUAGGCGACACCAGGGGAGAGGAGUCAAAACCAAGGAGGAGGAGGCGACACCAGGGGAGAGGAGUCAAAACAAGGGAGGAGGAGGCGACACCAGGGAAGAGGAGUCAAAACCAAGGAGGAGUAGGCGACACCAGGGGAGAGGAGUCAAAACCAAGGAGGAAGAGGCGACACCAGGGGAGAGGAGUCAAAACCAAGGAGGAGGAGGCGACACCAGGGGAGAGGAGUCAAAACCAAGGAGGAGGAGGCGACACCAGGGAAGAGGAGUCAAAACCAAGGAGGAGGAGGCGACACCAGGGGAGAGGAGUCAAAACCAAGGAGGAGGAGGCGACACCAGGGGAGAGGAGUCAAAACCAAGGAGGAGUAGGCGACACCAGGGGAGAGGAGUCAAAACCAAGGAGGAGGAGGCGACACCAGGGGAGAGGACUCAAAACCAAGGAGGAGGAGGCGACACCAGGGGAGAGGAGUCAAAACCAAGGAGGAGGAGGCGACACCAGGGGAGAGGAGACAAAACCAAGGAGGAGGAGGCGACACCAGGGGAGAGGAGUCAAAACCAAGGAGGAGGAGGCGACACCAGGGGAGAGGAGUCAAAACCAAGGAGGAGGAGGCGACACCAAGGGAGAGGAGUCAAAACCAAGGAGGAGGAGGCGACACCAGGGGAGAGGAGUCAAAACCAAGGAGGAGGAGGCGACACCAGGGGAGAGGAGUCAAAACCAAGGAGGAGAAGGCGACACCAGGGGAGAGGAGUCAAAACAAGGGAGGAGGAGGCGACACCAGGGGAGAGGAGUCAAAACCAAGGAGGAGGAGGCGACACCAGGGGAGAGGAGUCAAACCCAAGGAGGAGGAGGCGACACCAGGGGAGAGGAGUCAAAACCAAGGAGGAGGAGGCAACACCAGGGGAGAGGAGUCAAAACAAGGGUGGAGGAGGCGACACCAGGGGAGAGGAGUCAAAACAAGGGAGGAGGAGGCGACACCAGGGGAGAGGAGUCAAAACCAAGGAGGAGGAGGCGACACCAGGGGGUUGGAGUGAAAACCAAGGAGGAGGAGGCGACACCAGGGGAGAGGAGUCAAAACCAAGGAGGAGGAGGCGACACCAGGGGAGAGGAGUCAAAACCAAGGAGGAGGAGGCAACACCAGGGGAGAGGAGUCAAAACAAGGGUGGAGGAGGCGACACCAGGGGAGAGGAGUCAAAACCAAGGAGGAGGAGGCGACACCAGGGGAGAGGAGUCAAAACCAAGGAGGAGGAGGCGACACCAGGGGAGAGGAGUCAAAACCAAGGAGGAGGAGGCGACACCAGGGGAGAGGAGUCAAAACCAAGGAGGAGGAGGCGACACCGGGGGAGAGGAGUCAAAACCAAGGAGGAGGAGGCGACACCAGGGGAGAGGAGUCAAAACCAAGGAGGAGGAGGCGACACCGGGGGAGAGGAGUCAAAACCAAGGAGGAGGAGGCGACACCAGGGGAGAGGAGUCAAAACCAAGGAGGAGGAGGCGACACCAGGGGAGAGGAGUCAAAACCAAGGAGGAGGAGGCGACACCAGGGGAGAGGAGUCAAAACCAAGGAGGAGGAGGCGACACCGGGGGAGAGGAGUCAAAACCAAGGAGGAGGAGGCGACACCAGGGGAGAGGAGUCAAAACCAAGGAGGAGGAGGCGACACCGGGGGAGAGGAGUCAAAACCAAGGAGGAGGAGGCGACACCAGGGGAGAGGAGUCAAAACCAAGGAGGAGGAGGCGACACCAGGGGAGAGGAGUCAAAACCAAGGAGGAGGAGGCGACACCAGGGGAGAGGAGUCAAAACAAGGGAGGAGGAGGCGACACCAGGGGAGAGGAGUCAAAACCAAGGAGGAGGAGGCGACACCAGGGGAGAGGAGUCAAAACCAAGGAGGAGGAGGCGACACCAGGGGAGAGGAGUCAAAACCAAGGAGGAGGAGGCAACACCAGGGGAGAGGAGUCAAAACAAGGGUGGAGGAGGCGACACCAGGGGAGAGGAGUCAAAACCAAGGAGGAGGAGGCGACACCAGGGGAGAGGAGUCAAAACCAAGGAGGAGGAGGCGACACCAGGGGAGAGGAGUCAAAACCAAGGAGGAGGAGGCGACACCAGGGGAGAGGAGUCAAAACCAAGGAGGAGGAGGCGACACCAGGGGAGAGGAGUCAAAACCAAGGAGGAGGAGGCAACACCAGGGGAGAGGAGUCAAAACAAGGGUGGAAGAGGCGACACCAGGGGAGAGGAGUCAAAACCAAGGAGGAGGAGGCGACACCAGGGGAGAGGAGUCAAAACCAAGGAGGAGGAGGCGACACCAGGGGAGAGGAGUCAAAACCAAGGAGGAGGAGGCGACACCAGGGGAGAGGAGUCAAAACCAAGGAGGAGGAGGCGACACCGGGGGAGAGGAGUCAAAACCAAGGAGGAGGAGGCGACACCAGGGGAGAGGAGUCAAAACCAAGGAGGAGGAGGCGACACCGGGGGAGAGGAGUCAAAACCAAGGAGGAGGAGGCGACACCAGGGGAGAGGAGUCAAAACCAAGGAGGAGGAGGCGACACCAGGGGAGAGGAGUCAAAACCAAGGAGGAGGAGGCGACACCAGGGGAGAGGAGUCAAAACCAAGGAGGAGGAGGCGACACCAGGGGAGAGGAGUCAAAACCAAGGAGGAGGAGGCGACACCGGGGGAGAGGAGUCAAAACCAAGGAGGAGGAGGCGACACCAGGGGAGAGGAGUCAAAACCAAGGAGGAGGAGGCGACACCAGGGGGUUGGAGUGAAAACCAAGGAGGAGGAGGCGACACAAGGGGAGAGGAGUCAAAACCAAGGAGGAGGAGGCGACACCAGGGGAGAGGAGUCAAAACCAAGGAGGAGGAGGCGACACCAGGGGAGAGGACUCAAAACCAAGGAGCAGGAGGCGACACCAGGGGAGAGGAGUCAAAACCACGGAGGAGGAGGCGACACCAGGGGAGAGGAGUCAAAACCAAGGAGGAGGAGGCGACACCAGGGGAGAGGAGUCAAAACCAAGGAGGAGGAGGCGACACCAGGGGAGAGGAGUCAAAACCAAGUAGGAGGAGGCGACACCAGGGGAGAGGAGUCAAAACCGAGGAGGAGGCGACACCAGAGGAGAGGAGUCAAAACCAAGGAGGAGGAGGCGACUCCAGGGGAGAGGAGUCAAAACAAGGGAGGAGGAGGCGACACCAGGGGAGAGGAGUCAAAACCAAGGAGGAGGAGGCGACACCAGGGGAGAGGAGUCAAAACCAAGGAGGAGGAGGCGACACCAGGGGAGAGGAGUCAAAACCAAGGAGGAAGAGGCGACACCAGGGGAGAGGAGUCAAAACCAAGGAGGAGGAGGCGACACCAGGGGAGAGGAGUCAAAACCAAGGAGGAGGAGGCGACACCAGGGAAGAGGAGUCAAAACCAAGGAGGAGUAGGCGACACCAGGGGAGAGGAGUCAAAACCAAGGAGGAGGAGGCGACACCAGGGGAGAGGAGUCAAAACAAGGGAGGAGGAGGCGACACCAGGGGAGAGGAGCGACACCAGGGGAGAGGACUCAAAACCAAGGAGGAGGAGGCGACACCAGGGGAGAGGAGUCAAGACCAAGGAGGAGGAGGCGACACCAGGGGAGAGGAGACAAAACCAAGGAGGAGGAGGCGACACCAGGGGAGAGGAGUCAAAACCAAGGAGGAGGAGGCGACACCAGGGGAGAGGAGUCAAAACCAAGGAGGAGGAGGCGACACCAAGGGAGAGGAGUCAAAACCAAGGAGGAGGAGGCGACACCAGGGGAGAGGAGUCAAAACCAAGGAGGAGGAGGCGACACCAGGGGAGAGGAGUCAAAACCAAGGAGGAGAAGGCGACACCAGGGGAGAGGAGUCAAAACAAGGGAGGAGGAGGCGACACCAGGGGAGAGGAGUCAAAACCAAGGAGGAGGAGGCGACACCAGGGGAGAGGAGUCAAACCCAAGGAGGAGGAGGCGACACCAGGGGAGAGGAGUCAAAACCAAGGAGGAGGAGGCAACACCAGGGGAGAGGAGUCAAAACAAGGGUGGAGGAGGCGACACCAGGGGAGAGGAGUCAAAACAAGGGAGGAGGAGGCGACCAGGGGAGAGGAGUCAAAACCAAGGAGGAGGAGGCGACACCAGGGGGUUGGAGUGAAAACCAAGGAGGAGGAGGCGACACCAGGGGAGAGGAGUCAAAACCAAGGAGGAGGAGGCGACACCAGGGGAGAGGAGUCAAAACCAAGGAGGAGGAGGCAACACCAGGGGAGAGGAGUCAAAACAAGGGUGGAGGAGGCGACACCAGGGGAGAGGAGUCAAAACCAAGGAGGAGGAGGCGACACCAGGGGAGAGGAGUCAAAACCAAGGAGGAGGAGGCGACACCAGGGGAGAGGAGUCAAAACCAAGGAGGAGGAGGCGACACCAGGGGAGAGGAGUCAAAACCAAGGAGGAGGAGGCGACACCGGGGGAGAGGAGUCAAAACCAAGGAGGAGGAGGCGACACCAGGGGAGAGGAGUCAAAACCAAGGAGGAGGAGGCGACACCGGGGGAGAGGAGUCAAAACCAAGGAGGAGGAGGCGACACCAGGGGAGAGGAGUCAAAACCAAGGAGGAGGAGGCGACACCAGGGGAGAGGAGUCAAAACCAAGGAGGAGGAGGCGACACCAGGGGAGAGGAGUCAAAACCAAGGAGGAGGAGGCGACACCGGGGGAGAGGAGUCAAAACCAAGGAGGAGGAGGCGACACCAGGGGAGAGGAGUCAAAACCAAGGAGGAGGAGGCGACACCGGGGGAGAGGAGUCAAAACCAAGGAGGAGGAGGCGACACCAGGGGAGAGGAGUCAAAACCAAGGAGGAGGAGGCGACACCAGGGGAGAGGAGUCAAAACCAAGGAGGAGGAGGCGACACCAGGGGAGAGGAGUCAAAACAAGGGAGGAGGAGGCGACACCAGGGGAGAGGAGUCAAAACCAAGGAGGAGGAGGCGACACCAGGGGAGAGGAGUCAAAACCAAGGAGGAGGAGGCGACACCAGGGGAGAGGAGUCAAAACCAAGGAGGAGGAGGCAACACCAGGGGAGAGGAGUCAAAACAAGGGUGGAGGAGGCGACACCAGGGGAGAGGAGUCAAAACCAAGGAGGAGGAGGCGACACCAGGGGAGAGGAGUCAAAACCAAGGAGGAGGAGGCGACACCAGGGGAGAGGAGUCAAAACCAAGGAGGAGGAGGCGACACCAGGGGAGAGGAGUCAAAACCAAGGAGGAGGAGGCGACACCAGGGGAGAGGAGUCAAAACCAAGGAGGAGGAGGCAACACCAGGGGAGAGGAGUCAAAACAAGGGUGGAAGAGGCGACACCAGGGGAGAGGAGUCAAAACCAAGGAGGAGGAGGCGACACCAGGGGAGAGGAGUCAAAACCAAGGAGGAGGAGGCGACACCAGGGGAGAGGAGUCAAAACCAAGGAGGAGGAGGCGACACCAGGGGAGAGGAGUCAAAACCAAGGAGGAGGAGGCGACACCGGGGGAGAGGAGUCAAAACCAAGGAGGAGGAGGCGACACCAGGGGAGAGGAGUCAAAACCAAGGAGGAGGAGGCGACACCGGGGGAGAGGAGUCAAAACCAAGGAGGAGGAGGCGACACCAGGGGAGAGGAGUCAAAACCAAGGAGGAGGAGGCGACACCAGGGGGUUGGAGUGAAAACCAAGGAGGAGGAGGCGACACAAGGGGAGAGGAGUCAAAACCAAGGAGGAGGAGGCGACACCAGGGGAGAGGAGUCAAAACCAAGGAGGAGGAGGCGACACCAGGGGAGAGGACUCAAAACCAAGGAGCAGGAGGCGACACCAGGGGAGAGGAGUCAAAACCACGGAGGAGGAGGCGACACCAGGGGAGAGGAGUCAAAACCAAGGAGGAGGAGGCGACACCAGGGGAGAGGAGUCAAAACCAAGGAGGAGGAGGCGACACCAGGGGAGAGGAGUCAAAACCAAGGAGGAGGAGGCGACACCAGGGGAGAGGAGUCAAAACCGAGGAGGAGGCGACACCAGGGGAGAGGAGUCAAAACCAAGGAGGAGGAGGCGACACCAGGGGAGAGGAGUCAAAACCAAGGAGGAGGAGGCGACACCAGGGGAGAGGAGUCAAAACCAAGGAGGAGGAGGCGACACCGGGGGAGAGGAGUCAAAACCAAGGAGGAGGAGGCGACACCAGGGGAGAGGAGUCAAAACCAAGGAGGAGGAGGCGACACCAGGGGAGAGGAGUCAAAACCAAGGAGGAGGAGGCGACACCAGGGGAGAGGAGUCAAAACCAAGGAGGAGGAGGCGACACCAGGGGAGAGGAGUCAAAACCAAGGAGAUGGAGGCGACACCAGGGGAGAGGAGUCAAAACCAAGGAGGAGGAGGCGACACCAGGGGAGAGGAGUCAAAACCAAGGAGGAGGAGGCGACACCAGGGGAGAGGAGUCAAAACCAAGGAGGAGGAGGCGACACCGGGGGAGAGGAGUCAAAACCAAGGAGGAGGAGGCGACACCAGGGGAGAGGAGUCAAAACCAAGGAGGAGGAGGCGACACCAGGGGAGAGGAGUCAAAACCAAGGAGGAGGAGGCGACACCAGGGGAGAGGAGUCAAAACCAAGGAGGAGGAGGCGACACCAGGGGAGAGGAGUCAAAACCAAGGAGAUGGAGGCGACACCAGGGGAGAGGAGUCAAAACCAAGGAGGAGGAGGCGACACCAGGGGAGAGGAGUCAAAACCAAGGAGGAGGAGGCGACACCAGGGGAGAGGAGUCAAAACCAAGGAGGAGGAGGCAACACCAGAGUAG